AACUGUCAAAAGUUGUUGUAAACAUUAAAAAUUUUGCACGCUCCGGCAUCGCGGAAACCGUAAUUGCGGUUUGGUUUAAAAGAUUUAGUAGCGUUUUGGGCAUAAAAGUGUGAAAAUUACGUGUGAUUUUUUUUUACAACAAUACAAAGGAUAACAUUUGCGUCUUAAGCGAUCAUGGCUUUGCGUGCAGAGUUCGAAAACAAUGACGAUAUCGGUGUGUUCAGCAAACUUACCAACUCAUACUGCCUGGUUGCCAUCGGUGGUUCAGAAGCGUUCUACAGUGUGUUUGAAUCGGAGCUAGCGGAUGUUAUUCCAGUCGUGCACACUAGCGUUGCCGGAUGUAGAAUUAUUGGCCGGUUGUCGGUAGGCAACAAAAAUGGUUUAAUCGUCCCCAACAGUACGACAGAUGUGGAACUGCAACACUUGCGAAAUUCACUGCCAGAUGCAGUGAAAAUUCAUCGCGUCGAGGAACGACUGUCGGCGCUAGGAAAUGUGAUUGCAUGCAACGAUUACGUUGCACUGGUACAUCCCGACAUCGAUCGCGAAACGGAAGAGAUCAUUGUCGAUACACUGGGCGUGGAAGUGUAUCGUCAGACGGUGGCAAACAAUGUGCUCGUUGGUGCGUAUUCCGUGCUGAGCAAUCAGGGUGGACUUGUGCACCCGAAAACACCGAGCCAGGAGUUGGACGAGUUGGCAUCGCUUCUACAAAUUCCACUCGUAGCCGGCACAGUGAACCGGGGUUGUGAGGUAUUGGCAGCGGGCAUGGUAGUAAACGAUUGGUGUGCUUUCUGUGGCACCAGCACAACCUCGACAGAGCUGUCGGUGGUAGAAAGCGUAUUCAAGCUGAACGAAGCACAACCUUCAAAUGUCACCAGCAACCUCCGAGCGUCCUUGAUCGAAGCGAUGUCGUAAAAUGGCAGAAAUUUCGAAGGAAACAACGAAUGUGCGAUUACCCGCUCGAGCUCCUUGAGGAAUUGUGCCUUCGGUUUCAUCACGUUCGGUCGAUCACCGCGACAGUUUGGGCAGUACCAGCGACCCUUCGGUUUCGAGAUAAGCGAAACACAGCUAAAGUGGAACCACUCGAUCGGGCAGAG
Molecule: messenger RNA, 1094 nt
Organism: Anopheles funestus (African malaria mosquito)
Lineage: Eukaryota; Metazoa; Arthropoda; Insecta; Diptera; Culicidae
Gene: eIF6
Product: eukaryotic translation initiation factor 6
Exons: 4
Coding region: 175-912 (245 amino acids)
Biological process (GO): assembly of large subunit precursor of preribosome; ribosomal subunit export from nucleus; cytosolic ribosome assembly
Cellular component (GO): nucleolus; cytosol; preribosome, large subunit precursor
Molecular function (GO): ribosomal large subunit binding
Source: RefSeq, a predicted model, not a curated record